This is a messenger RNA of Penicillium chermesinum, 6165 nucleotides long. RefSeq lists its product as uncharacterized. The coding region runs from base 1 to 6165 and encodes 2054 amino acids. The transcript has 3 exons. The record is from RefSeq and is a predicted model, not a curated record. NCBI's taxonomy places the organism in Eukaryota, Fungi, Ascomycota, Eurotiomycetes, Eurotiales, Aspergillaceae.
AUGUUCAAGGCCCUGAUGGGCGGGGGCAGGUCCUCCUCGGAUGCCCGCAGCACGACUAGCUCCGGCUUCCGUCGCAAGGCAGAUUCCAAGUCUUCCAGUAGUCGCAGAUCAACACGGGGUGACGACCGUGAUCGCGGCUUGGAUGACGAUGAGUCAGUCUACUCUCGCUCCUCGAGGCGACGGGGCACCGGCAGCAUUGCUGGCGACUCGGUCGCCUCAUCCUACGUAACCGCCGAGCCCGAGCCCAGCGAACGGGGCAGUCGGAUGAUCGUUGAACGAACACCCAAACGCAGCGACAGCGACCGAGAUAGCAAGACGUCACGUCGACGUGAGCGCGACCGGUCGCAAAGCCCGGAUCGCGAGCGAAGGAAGACUACUGGGCGCGGUACUCGAGAUGGAAUUGAUGAUGAUGAGUUGGAAGACAAGUACUCCCGCCGAGAAAUGCGCCCGGUGCACAAUUUGCGACCGACUUUGGCGGCGCUCCAGGCUUCUCAAUGCCCCCCCAUUCCCACAACGAUGACAUCUGCUCCCGAUUAUACAUCUUCGCCAGCGCAAUAUGAUCCUCACGUGCAGCAGCAAUUCCCCGGCCAGUUUCCCGAAACAGCCACCCAACCUUACUUUCCUCCUAAUAACCCUGCUGGCGCUGCUGCCGACUACUAUGGUGACCAAGGCCAGUCAGUUGCUGACCAGCCCGGUGUCAGACCGCAAGGACCGAGUGUGCUCCCAAAUACUCAGGCUCAUCUGCAAGCAGCUUCCUCCUCGGCCAAUCCCCCACCUGAACCUAGCAGCAUGGGACAGACUGGCGCCGCAGCCGACUACUUCGCCGGUGAUUUCGAAGUCCCUGAAGCUCCGGUCAAGCCAUCAAAACCAUCGAAACCUGGCAAGGUUUCGUCCAAGCCAUCGAAACCUUCGAAGCCUAGCAAGCCCUCCUCAUCAGGAAGUCUCCCUGCGGCCAUUGCAUCUGGAGCUGUUGCUUACGGCGCUGGCAACGUGAUGGCCUCAUCUCAAAGCCAAGUACAAUCCACUAGUUCUCAAUAUGCUCCCUCAUAUUCGCAGCCUAGUGGUACAGUCAGCGGGAAACCUACAACUCCGCAUAGUGUUGCCAAUGGUAUUGGGGCAGCAGCAGCAGGAGCUGCCGCCGGAUACAUCCUUGGUCACCAGCAUCAUUCGUCUAAUCCCGAGUAUGCGUCGUAUGGCAAUCAAAAUCACAGCCAGUACGCAUCUGGUGGUGUUGUGCCAUAUGGGAGUGAUCCCACCAAUCCUGGUUUAGCGUCUGAAUUUGCAGGUAAUGCCGAGUACGCUUCGCAUCCUGCCUAUAAUCCCGGAUUUUACCCCCACGGAACUGGUUCUCUAGCCAUGCGACAGCGCCCUCGUGAUCCGCUAACUCGGUUUGCUGAUUUCUGGCGUGAUCCCGAGGGCGUCGGCCGUUUUGAAGAUUACACAGAGGCGAUCGGUGUUUGUGCAGGCUGUUUCGAGCCUGGAACGAGUUCUCUCAAUGCACCUCGCAAACACCACUACCGUGGCCGCCGAUACUCGGCUGAUCGCUUGAGCAGUAGCAGCUCAUCCCGUGUGAGCAAGCUCAAUCGAUACCAGUCUUCCGAGGAUGAUACCCGAUCACGUCGGAGGUCUAAGAAUACAUCAUCAUCUUGGCUUCCAGGUGUAUUGGGCGCGUCGCUUUUUGCGGGCAAGGAAUUUCAUGACUCUUACAGCGUUCGCUCAGGGUAUGUCGCAGAUGACCGAGCUUCAUCCUUUGACGAAAGCCAGUCAGUGUCUGAUCGUCGGAGCUACACGUCCCGUGGUGUAGUCCGCCGGUCAGGCAGAGAUUCAUCGAUCGAAUACAAUUCUAAGCGCUCUCGCCGGACGCGGUCUCGCUCACGUUCUUCUUCUCGGUCAGGCCAUCGCUCGUACGUGAAGGAAGCCGCAAUCGGUGCUGCAGUGGGCUCUGCCGCUCUAGCUGCUGCCAAAUCCAGUCGCCGUAACCGCAGUCGGUCGCCCCACCGGCGCAAAGACUCCACGUCGAGCUCGUCUGUCAUUGACGUUUCUCGGUCCUCCGGGCCCAAGUCUGUUGGUGGGUUCACUUCAUUCUUUACCGCUUCAUCCGAAAACCGCACCAAGAAGAGCACCAAGAAGAAGCGGCGCGGGUUUUUCUCCUUCAGCGGUUCAUCAUCUUCUUCACUUGACAACGAUCUUGCCUUCGGCACCGGAUUCGCCAAAAAGCCUUCAAAGACACUGAAGAAGAAGAAUGGCAAGAAAACAGAAGACGUCGAUGCGGCUUUGCUAGGGCUAAGCGCGACUGCUACUGCUCUCGCUGCCUCCUCCCCCCAUGGCCGCAGCCGAAGUACUGGCCAAAUCAUGAACUCGAGGGAUACUCGGUACCUCGAUGGAAAGUACACCUCAUCUGCCAACGAAGACGACGAGUGGGUGGACGCUGAAUCUUCUGACCAGUCUCCAUCCAGUGUCAGCUCCGCAAUGGCGUUCGGUGGUAGCAGUGCUGAGUCUGGAUCUGAUUCUAGCCGCAGUGGUUUCUUCUCAUCGUUCUUCGGAAGAAAAAAGUCGCGAUCGAAAAAAUCAAACUCUUCUGCUGGUGAUGCAGCUGUUGCCGCUGGCGCUGGUGCUCUUGGAGCGGCCGCCCUGACUGCAGCUGCUCGUGACAGAGAUCGAGAUAGCAGAGUUUCAAGCAGCGCUGGUAGCCUUCAACAAGUAUAUCCCAUUCCUACUUCUGAUCCCUCGCGCUUCGACGUGACCAAGGUAUCUUCGUCGAGUGCCAGUGAUCAGCCAGCUUUUGUCCGCCCUGGCCCUAUACCUCUUCAGCAACCUCAACCUGUGAUGCCGGUCUCGCAAUCGGUGUAUUCCACACAAGGAGGUUUGCCAGGCUCGAUUCCCGCGUACAGUGGCCCAGUUCCUCCAAUAUUCGCCAAUGAGUUUGACCAAUAUGGCCCUCAGUCUCCUGCUCUUCGAGACGCUGCUUGGAUUCCUGAUGAUUCAAGUUUCGUUGGCCAUCCAAUGCCGCGCCGAUCCAACUCGUCUCCUGUCUUCCCCGCUGAGCGGAGCUCCAUGGCAGGCCCGAAGCGUCGAUUUACUUCUAAGGACCAGGCCUCUGUGUCAUGGAACCUGACAAAAGAGCAAGAAGAGCAGGAAAAUCGUGCCAACAAGCGAAACAGCAAACCCAGAGACGACUUUCAGCCCGGCGCUGUACAAUUGAUUGAUCGCGAACAAGAGCCAAUCCGCCGAGAGCCAUUGCGUGAAGAGCCUCGUCGCCGAGAUCUCGACCGCCAAGACCGCCGCCGUGUAGAGCAAGAGGAAGAGACUCAUCGAAGUAAUUCCGGAAAAGAUAAAGAUACACCCUCGUGGGUUGACCCGGUCACCUUUGGGGUUGUGGGUGCUGCUGCCGGCGCAGUAGCUACAUCUGCUCUCUCUCGCAAACAUGAGGAGGAAGCCGAACAAGCUCUUCGACGUGAAGAACGCCGUAAUAAGCGCAGAGAAGAGCGUCGUCUCACCGGCUCUGACGUGACAGAGUCCCCAAUUGUUGCUGCACCCGAACCACCUGUGUCUGAGCCUCCUGCUGCGAUUGAAGACAAGUAUGCUGCUGAGGAGUAUCAGGCUACGAAUUAUAAAGACAAGCGCGACAUAUCCUCUCCCCGCCGAAGUCCUCGGCAAUCCCCCGUUCAUGACAGUUAUGCAGACUUUUAUGCUCCCGACGAAGUAAGACAUAGCCCGAAGGCAGACGAACAUGAUGAGCAUGAGCAUGAUUAUGGUUAUAAGCCCAACAUUGUCGAAGUCGUUCCAGCCAGCGAACGCCAAUCGCGUGACAAGUCCAGGGAUCUCCCAGAAAAUCUUCCUCAGUUUGGACCUGAGCCUUAUGAGAAUCAAGUCCUUCCUUGGCCAGUUCCGAAGCUGAAUUUUAUUGACCCUACACCCCCUGUUAGCAUCAACGGAUCUUCUCUUGGCAUCUCUAUUCCAGAGACUAGUGAUGCCCCCGUCACUGCACCAAAGGAUAUUAGUCGCCAGCCAGAAAAUGCCUCCGACCGAGUUGAGCCUGAAGUUGACUCAACCCCUCACUCCGAGCCUGAAACAAUGCCUGAGACCGAGCAAUCCAAAUCCAAAGCCGAGCGACGGGCGGAAAAGAAGAAGGCUAAGCGUGAAUCAAAGCGUGAGGCCGAGCGUCAUGUCGAACCUGCACCAGAACCUGCACCUGCCGCACCUUCUGCUGCUCCCGAACCCCCAAUCCAGCCCGACAUUCAACAUGACGUUCAAGGUCAAAGUGAAUCUCAAUGGAAUGUCCAGCCUGAACCCGAACCUACUUGGCACCCGAGCCCCACCCUGAAGUCGAGGAAUUCGUUCCCCGAGAAAAACCAACAACAGGUUCUCGCGUUUCUUGGGGUUACGAUCGGACCCACGAGUAUGAAGUCCCAUCUUCUUCGGAGCAAGAUCCAGCAGAAUAUGAGGUCUCACCAUUUGAAGAGUCCCCCCCGAGAGCCAUCCCGCGAAUUCUCUCAGCCAAACUCAGACAAAUCCCAAACCAGAGACUUCCAUAAUAAGCCCAGCGUUGGAGCAGAUAUCGAUUUUGCUGCAACCGUUGCUGCUGCAACCGCAGCCGCCGGCUUUGACUCAUCUGUUGUGACGAACGACCCAAAGUACCAUACUCGCUACUCACCCCCGGGCUCAGAAGAUGAAAGAUCCUUCAUUCCCGCUGCAAAAUCUUCAGAUAAAGAAAAGCCGAAGGGACUCUUUGAGGGCGACAUAAAUGCAUACAGACCCGAGCCGUCGAGGGAUUACCGACCUUCUAUCGAACAGGCCAGUGAAGAGAAUGUCACAACGGCCGAGCCAGAGCCUCUCGCCAAGGAAAUUAAAGAAAAGGACCUCCAGUCAACCAAGAGCAGUGACCGCAGCUCAAUUGCACAGGAGGUUAUUGAGAAGCUGAACGACAAGUCCAAGGGGCCAAGCUCUCCCGAAAACAGUGUUUUGUCGAUGCCGGGAGGAUUUGACACAGUUGACGAUUUCCGAGACGCUGCGGAACCUCAUGACGACUCUCGCUCUGUUUUCUCAGCUCCACCCGAGAGAGAAAGCUCUUCGAAGUCUAAGAAGUCUCGCCGCAGCACCGAUUUUGAUAUCGCUCGUGAUAUCGGGUCUUCUGCGGAUGUUGUUUCCAGUCAACAGCCGAAGACGGAAAAGAAAAAGAGCCGUUCAAGUCGAUCUGAAGAAGUCAUUUUCGGCGAUGAAGAUGCUGAAUCUGCCGUCACAGCCUUGAAGGAUGGAGAUACCUCAGCACGUGCCUAUGAUGAUGACGAAAAGUCUCGACGUCGUAGUCACCGCUCUACAGACAGCCUCAGCUCUCCAGACGAUGCCAAAUCUAUUGCCAGCGGGUAUGAGGACGACGAGGAAAACCCCCGCCGCCGCAAGCAUCGUCACCGCUCUCGCGAUGGUGUCAACUCUCCAGCGGACGAUGACGCCCGAUCGAUUACAAGUGCAUAUGACGAAGAUGGCGAAAAGUCAAGGCGUCGCAGACACCGGCAUCGCUCCGGAGACAGUGUCAGUUCCAUCGUGGAUGAUGAUACCAAGUCAGUGACCAGCUCUUUUGACGAUGGUGAGAAGUCAAGACGCCGGAGACAUCACCACCGUAGUUCUACUGGCGAUAGUCUCAACUCAGCCGUUGAAGAUGACGCUCGGUCAGUUGUGAGUGCGUAUGAUGGUGAUGAGAAACACCGUCGCCGGCGUCAUCACCACCGCAGCUCCACUGGUGGAAGCAACAGAUCAGGCGAGGACGAGACUGCUUCUGUGACAUCCUCCCCUGCUCGGAUCGAUGAGACACGCAAACGGGGCAAGGAUGAGAAGGAAAAGAGUGGAGGUAUCUUGCGCAGCCUCUUCGGUUCGAAAGCCUCUGCUGCGUCAGCUUCUGGGAAUCGAUCUCGGUCUCCCUCAUUAGACAAGUAUUCGUCAAGGAAGGCGAUGUCUGAAGUCGGUGAGGACGAGAGUUCUCGUCGCAGAAAGCGAUCUUCCAGGCAUAGUAGCAGGGGAAGUGUCGGCGAUUCAGGUUCAGACAGAGAUAGCAUCCGUGACGAUACUUCCGAGUACAAAAAGGAAAGGAAGUCCAAGGAAGAGCGUCGUCGACACCGUUACGAGGAAAUUGUUGAUUCAGGAUCACGCCGGGACUCUUCGAAGGUAUAA